AUGGCCAAACUUUGCCUCCCUUUGCUGGUAAUUUUCCUUUCCCUCUUCUCCCUUUCGAGGACAGUGGAGCCAGCCUUUUCCGGACAUACUGCUCGACGUUCUAGGGCCCGAGCCAACAUUGAAGCUGCAUGCCGGACCACCCGAUACCCAGACCUAUGCAUUCACUGCCUCUCCACCUACGUCAAACCCAACAUGACCAUCCAAAGCCCCCAGGAACUCGCUCAAGUCGCCUUGACGGCAAGCCUCUACCGUGCCCUAUAUGCAAGAGCCUUCGUGCUCAAGGUGGCAAGACAGAUCAACACAUUGAAGAGGGAAAACCAAGUUGUUCAUGAUUGCUUGCAGCAGAUAAAUGAUAGCGUGGAUCAACUCAGUGGAGCGAUCAAGGAACUACGUCGGUUGGAGAAAGAAUCUGUGGGCGACGACCUGUUUUGGCACAUAAGCAACGUCGAGACAUGGGUUGGCUCUGCUCUAACUGAUGCAAAUACUUGUGUGGAUGCGCUUCCGGGACCUAAUAUGAGCAAACUGAAGGCGACAAUUAAAGGGAAGGUGCUCAAUGUGGCUCAAACGACUAGUAAUGCACUGGCUUUGUUCCAUAGAUUUGCUAAAAGGUACAGAGCUGCAGGCAGUGCCACCAAGAAACCCUAAGAUCGAUUCUAAGCUAGCGAGCAUAGCUACAUAUAGUUAGUCCUUUUCAAAAGGAUGGAUCUGUUUUGUCUUUGUCUCGUGGGUUUAAUCUUUUUCAUUAUUUGUGUUAAUUACUUGUUGAUGUUUAUGUUUAUAUGUGUCUGUAUGAACAUGUGCACACAGUGAAGGGAUCAA
Messenger RNA from Argentina anserina (silverweed cinquefoil), 819 nucleotides. Its product is annotated as pectinesterase inhibitor 7. Gene Ontology annotation, biological process: negative regulation of catalytic activity. The record is from RefSeq and is a predicted model, not a curated record. The transcript has a single exon. Gene Ontology annotation, molecular function: enzyme inhibitor activity. The coding region runs from base 1 to 645 and encodes 214 amino acids. Lineage: Eukaryota; Viridiplantae; Streptophyta; Magnoliopsida; Rosales; Rosaceae.